Molecule: messenger RNA, 5058 nt
Organism: Triticum aestivum (bread wheat)
Lineage: Eukaryota; Viridiplantae; Streptophyta; Magnoliopsida; Poales; Poaceae
Product: disease resistance protein RGA2
Exons: 5
Coding region: 207-4229 (1340 amino acids)
Molecular function (GO): protein binding; ADP binding
Source: RefSeq, a predicted model, not a curated record
AAGUAUGAGUGGGUGGAGAGUGGAAAAGGCAAACACAAGUGGGUGGCCUGUAGGCUCCUCCCAGUGCCCUGACUGGUCAACAACCGCGUCUCCCCCGCGUGGUCGCGUCUCCUCAAGGAGAUAAUAGUGACUGCUCUUCCUUACCUCCCUGUGCUUCCACGAAGUCAGAAGAUAUUAUUGUUGUGGGAGAGAGGCAGGGAGCGAGCAUGAGCGGGUUCGGGGAGAUCAUCGCGAGCGCCGUGGGGAAGCAAAUCGCGAGCAAGCUCGGUGAACUCGCCACGGAGGAGGCCACCCUGCAGUGGAGGUUCAAAGACGAUGUUGAGGUCAUGGCGGACAAGAUGCAAGAUCUGGAGGCCGUGUUGCACGAUGCGGAUGAUAGGCUGCGCCGAGGAGGAAGAGAUGGGGAAGUUGUUGGGCGGUGGCUCACCAAAUUCAAGUCCGUCGCCUACGACGCCGAGGACGUGCUGGACGAUCUGGACGCCACCGAGCUCUUAAAGAAGAGCCAACCAAAGUUGAAACUGUUCUUUUCCAGGAACAAUCAAAUUUUCCAGCGGAUCACCAUGCCUCACAAGCUGAAGAAAUUGAGAGGGGAAAUAGAAAAGAUAGGAAAGGAGGGACAGGCUCUCAAUCUUGUGAGACAUCAAGAACAAGCACAAGGGAGCAUAAUAAACAAUGAAAGUUUUGUAGGCAUCUGUGAUGAAGGCUUGAGAUCUGGAGUGGUGGGGAGGGAUAUGGAAAAGGACAAAAUAAUCAGGCUGCUACUAAACAAGGGCGCUAUCGCUAGAGAGGGUAUAUCUAUUAUCCCGAUUGUCGGGCUUGGUGGUCUAGGAAAGUCAACAUUGGCUGAAUCAGUCUUUGUGGACAAGAGGGUCAAUGACUUCGAGGUCCGAGCCUGGGUUCAUGUGUCUAAGGAGUUUGAUCUACGCAAAAUUGGGAGUGCCAUCCUCAAAAGCAUAAAUAGCAGCAUCAACCUUGACAAUUGUAGUUUGCAGUUUUUGCAGGAAAAUCUCAAAAAGGAACUUGCUGGUAGAAGGUACUUGAUUGUUUUGGAUGAUCUUUGGGAAGAGGAUGGGGAUAAGCUGGAAAGGCUGAAGCAGAUGUUACAACAUGGCCGCAAGGGUAGCAGGGUUAUUGUAACUACGCGCAACCAAAGUGUAGUGAAUAAAUUGAGCACUGGUGUUCUUGCACACCAAAGAAAAUUUUGUCCCGUGCCCAACUCUGAUCAAAUCAACUUGUUUGUUUUGUCAACUGAUGAAUGCUGGGAAGUAAUGAAGCAAACAGCAUUUGGGCCUGAUGAUGAUAAAAGUGACUUGGAAGAAAUUGGAAGGGAAAUUGCAGAGAAGUGCUGGGGUGUACCACUCGUGGCAAUUGCCCUUGGGCAAGUAAUGUCCGAGUUAAGAACUGUGGAGGCAUGGCAAAAAAUAAGAGAUACAAACAUUGAUUUGGGUCAUAGAGACCACAAGAAGACAUUGGAGCGCCUCAUGCUGAGCUAUUACUACAUGAAGCUGGACUUCAAAAUGUGCUUCACAUACUUGGCGGCCUUUCCCAAGGGCUUCAUUAUAGAAAGUGAUCGUCUAAUUCAGCAAUGGAAGGCUCUUGGAUACAUUCAUGGAUGGGAUGAUGGUAAAAGGUGCAUUAACUACCUUAUGGGGAUGUCCUUUCUUCAAAUCUCAAGGUCCUCCGUGAUUAGGUCAAGUCCAGUGCAUGCCAAUGCUCCUCGAGAGCUCACCAUGCAUGAUUUGGUGCAUGAUCUUGCAACAAUAAUUUUGGGACAUGAAUCCCUUGUUCUAAAUGCUACUGAGCCGAGGAGUAGGAAGAAAGCAAACCGUCGUUAUUGCCGACAUGCACAGUUGAUCAACUACCAGAAUCAGUAUAAGGUUUUCAAUGAUCUGCCAGGCAGCAUCAGAUCCUUCCAUGUAAGACAUUCAGAGAAACAACAGCUCUCCCAAAAGGCAUUUUCCAGAACGAAGUAUAUACGGGUCUUGGACCUAAGUGGAUGUUUAGUUGUGGGGCAAUCUACUCCAAGCAGCAUACUUUUGCCAUCUUCCGUGCUUCAGUUGAAGCUACUUAGGUACCUCGAUGCCUCUAGCUUGCCAAUUACAUCACUUCCUGAGUCUUUCCAUACACUUCAAAAUAUGGAAACUCUAAUUCUGUCCAAUUGCUCACUUGAAACCUUGCCUGACAGUAUCUGUAGCCUCCACAAACUCAGCUAUUUGGACCUAGCUGGCAAUGCUAGAUUCAGUAAGCUCCCUGACAACUUUCAUCUUCUUAGUAAACUCAUAUUCCUGAACAUGUCAAGUUGUUCCAAGCUAACCAAACUUCCUGACAAUUUUAGCCUGGAGUGUUUAGAACAUUUAAACCUAUCAGGUUGUCAUGAGUUAAAAAACCUUCCACAAGAUUUCGGGAAUCUCCAAAAUCUUAGGUUCUUGAACCUUUCUGAUUGCUACAAGAUAUCAGUUCUACCAGAAUCAUUUUGCCAACUGAAGCAUUUGAAAGACCUAAACCUUUCCGAUUGUCGUGCCCUUGUAGUACUCCCUGAAUGCUUUGGUGACCUUUCAGAUCUUGAAUCCUUGAACCUAACAAGUUGUCCCAGGCUAGCACAGUUGCCCGAGUCAAUCUGCAAGAUGACUAAUCUGAAGUGUCUCAAUUUGUCAUAUUGUUUAGGGAUGCUAGAGCUCCCCUCCUCACUAGGUGAUCUUAAUCUCCAAAUAUUGGACAUUUCUGCUGGUGCUCUCCGUCAUUUGCCAGGUAGCAUCAGUAAAAUGACUAGUCUCACCGAAUUUGUGGUCACGUCAGGACAUCCUAGGGUGUAUGAAAAGGCCCAGGAAAUUAAGAAGCAUCUAAAUUUGCCAGGCCGCAAAGUACAUAGAGUACGCAACACAGGAAGAGGACACGACAGUAUAGUUGAGCUUGGAGAUGUGAAUUGCCCUGAGCUGUUAAUUGGAUCUCUUCAACGUGUCAAGAGACCGGAAGAUGCAGAGAGAAUCAAGCUGCGUGAUAAAUCAUGUCUUAGACAGCUAGCUCUCCACUGGAAUCAGAAGAAUAUGAAUGCUCAUGCAUCCUCGGCUGAAUAUGUUCUGAAGAGGCUCAUACCAGCUCGAAAUCUUGAACAGCUUAUGAUACAAGGAUAUUCGAGCAAGGGUUUUCCUAACUGGAUGUGGCACAUAUCCUCCCACCUCCCUUGUAUUACAUAUCUGAGUCUUUCUGAUUUAGGUGCAUGUGAUAAUCUUCCUCCGUUUGGGCAGCUACCAAAUUUAAGAAGUCUAUAUCUGCAGAAAAUUCCGAACAUCACGAAAGUCGGCAGGAAAUUCUAUGGGAAGGGUGGAACUUGUAAGAAACUAAGAUUGUUACAAUUGCAGUCGAUGGACAAUUUGGUGGAAUGGCGGACAACACUGUCAGGCAAAGAAGAUGGUGAAUUUUUAAUCUCUAAUUUGCACAAUUUAGAGUUAAAGGACUGCCCAAAGCUGAAGUUCCGACCAUACCCCCCCAGAAGUAUGUUUUGGUGCUUGGACAAUAGCGAUAAGGUUUUGGCAGGAAGUACAUUUUGGAAACUCUCGUCUUCCAUUCUUCCUUGUCGUAUGGGUAUAAAAAAUUGCAGCUUUUAUCCGGGCAAGUGGCAUAGACUAAAGCAAUUCCUCACUCUCGAAGAAUUCUCAUUGACCUCCUGUCACGGCUUGAUGGCCUUGCCAGAGGCCAUUCGCUGCUUCACCUCUCUCAAAAAGCUAAGUUUGACGUCGUUGCAUUGGCUGGAGAAGAUGCCAGAAUGGCUGGGACAUCUCACUUCUCUACAGGUCUUGGGCAUAAAAGAUUGUUGCAAUUUAACUUUUUUGCCUGAAAGUAUGAAAAACCUCACUGCUCUGAGAGUGCUAAUGCUUCUCGAGUGCGAAGGACUAGAUAUAUUGCCGCAAUGGCUAGGACAGCUCAGUUCCCUACGAGAACUUCGCAUCAGAGACUGUCCCAACAUCACAUCUUUGCCUGAAAGCAUAAGAAACCUUACUGCCUUGGAGGAACUGUACAUUUCUGGAUCUUCAGGUCUGGUCCGUAGGUCCCGCAGGGAGGAUGCAUAUAAGGUUUCUCACAUCCGUAAAGUAGUAUUUGAGCUAGAAGAACCAAAUGAGGAACAAGGACAAGAAGAAUCACAGGAAGCAUGGAUGAAUAGGCUAUCGAAAAAAUACGGAGAAAACCCGUCGAGACAUAGAGAGGAACGAGAAGAACUAGAGCAAAGCUAAUUAGCGUGCAGGCGAUGGACUGAUGAAUAACAUGUAAACUGGAUGGGUGGAUUCCUCUGCCCUGCGAAGAAAACAGAAACGGGAUGGGUGGAUUAGAUCCAGAAGCAAGAGUAAAAAGGUGUGCAAGAGGAAAUAUCCUGACCACAACUCGCAAAUUUGCAACAAAAGCUUCUCGACCGCAACUCGCUGCCAAGCAAGUUUUGUAGUUGGCUUGAAUGAAUAUACGCAGAAUCAUCUGUAGUGUCAUAAGCCCAGAGACAUACAUGAAGCAAUGUGGAUGGCAAGAAGGCUUGAGCAAUCUUAUCCUAUAAGGCUAUAAAGAAGACAAAUGCCACCACGUGUCGAACUAGUCAAAUCUGCAGUCACAACUCAGCCAAUCAACCAAUAGCAUUUGAAUGCCAAACUAGAAGGCGUGUGUAAAUAAGUCCGCAAAUUCCAAGAGCAUAUCAUGCAUUACCCACUGGAGAAGAUGAAACUGUCAUCCCUGAACUUCUACUUAUUGAUACACGAUUUGUACAGCAUCAGGAAAAUGUGAUGCAGAGAAGCAGCUACAGUUAUAUAUGCAUGCUGCAGAAGGACUCAAUAUAGCCAAGCACACUUUCACCUCGAGAGCCCAAUUGGGAGACCUUACAGUCACACGCACAGCUGCGGCACAUUCAUGCACUCUGAAUUUUAAGCGACACCAACAUUCUUCACAGCAAUAGCAAGUGUCUGAACUGCAAUUAUAUCGUUCAAGGCAGUGCCUUUACAACGCACUGUUUGAAUAUUUCCUUCGAUUAUUAGGCGCAGACUGGCUAUAUCAAUGUAGUGAGGUUCAAAUCAGUAAAUG